AUGGUUUUUCCUGAAAUUGACUCCGACAAUCCUGUCGUGAUGAGGUUGAAUCACUUACUGCGACGGGCACGCAUUGUCAAACCGAGUACUUCAAUCGAUCCACCACUACAAGUUUCGGAACUUGUGCCUGACAAUGAGCUUCUGUUGGGUGAUAUAGAAGGCAUGAAGCAACUUGCAGUGGAGAGUGCGGCACGAAAUGUGUUUUAUGCGAAUCUUGGAGCAAGUAAAAUCGACGAGCCUUCCUUCGUAACCAUCUGGAAUCUGUUCGAUAUCAUACAAUACUGCUGCGAUCGUGAUUUCUGUUCGCCGCAGCUAACAUUGCUGCUCAUGGAGGAAUUGCUCGACAGUCAAUCUAUUGAGGAAUGUUACAAAUCUUUCAGCUUCCUUGAAUCACGAAGAGAGGCCAUUAUUGCAAUCAGCUCCAAGAACAAAGACCUAGUCAUCCUUCGGCUGUGUAACGAGUUGCUUCGUAGGGUGUCUCGCGCAGAAGACCCAGUGUUUAGUGGGCGCGUAUAUAUCUUCAUGUUCCAGAGCUUCCCGCUCGGAGACAAAAGCUCAGUGAACCUCCGUGGAGAAUUUCAUGUGGAGAAUGUGACAACGUUCGAGGAUUACUUGAAGGAGUCAAACGUAAGCCCGGACCUUAUGCAAGUCGACACGAAUGAGUCUGAGGCUGUUGUGAACGACCAGUCGAAGCCGGACGACAAAGCAGUGGAGAUUGGGGGUUCCGACAACCACAAAGACGAACCCGCUACCAUGGACAUCGAUGCUCUUUACCCAGUAUUCUGGUCCCUACAGCACUCGUUCUCAAAUCCUCCCAGUCUCUUUGAAGAGGACAAGUUCAAGCAUUUCCAGAAGAGCUUAGAGGCCACACUUGCAAAGUUCAAGGUGGUACCAAAGGUUAUUCAAUCCGGAGACUCUGAUCGGAAGAAGGGGUCAAAGCCACGGUCAGACGACAACUAUGACGCGUUCGCAAACACGUUCAAUCCUAAAUAUCUCACGAGCCGUGACUUGUUCAAGCUUGAGCUGAGCGAUCUCGCUUUCCAACGUCAUAUUCUUGUUCAAGCGCUGAUACUCGUCGACUUCCUCUUGACGCUAACGGAGAAGUCAAAGAACAAGGCGUUGUAUCAGAAUGCGCAAAAAGCAAUGCAAUAUGAUUUCACGCUCCGCGACGAGGAUACCGCAUGGGCAUCGGGCAUCAGAACCACUAUCGCAAAUUACCUGCAGGAGGGCCCAGACGGCAAGUUCUACUAUCGUAUGGUGGAUACUGUGCUGUCUCGCGACAAGAACUGGGUUAGAUGGAAGAUGGAGAACUGUCAACCAUUCACCCGCGACAGGGUUCCUACAAAGGCUUUUCUCGAGGCAAGGUCUGGGGCACAAAAGGCAGUGGGUCAGAAAAGACCUCCUAAGCCACUAGGCGUUGGCAGUUCCUUUGACUUCCUACGUAAUACUGAGGCAGAAAAGGGACUCUCACAGCUCCGCAAAGCCGACAGGUUCAAUGUACCAAACGCAGAGUCGUACGCGAAGAAGGUUCAAACUACAGAUUUGGACCUGGAGAUUGCUGGAACAGAGGAAGUGAAGCGUGAAUUGGAAGACAAAAAGUCCAGUUACGUCUGGCGAGGGCUUCGUCUAGCCUCCAAGCAACAGCUGAGUCUUUUCGACAAGAUCGACCCCGGCAAGGGUCUGGAAGCACUCCAUUCGGUGAGUUCUUCAACAGAGGCCACGAGUAACGACACCGCACGCGUUUCUCUAGAAAGUGGAGACCAUGGCAUCGAGGAGGGACGGGCCGGUGAACAAAGUCAAAUUACUGUGGACACGGUGGCGGAGCAGUGA
Molecule: messenger RNA, 1830 nt
Organism: Dothidotthia symphoricarpi CBS 119687
Lineage: Eukaryota; Fungi; Ascomycota; Dothideomycetes; Pleosporales; Dothidotthiaceae
Product: nuclear matrix protein
Exons: 7
Coding region: 1-1830 (609 amino acids)
Biological process (GO): mRNA export from nucleus; regulation of DNA-templated transcription elongation
Cellular component (GO): THO complex part of transcription export complex
Source: RefSeq, a predicted model, not a curated record